Nematolebias whitei (Rio pearlfish) is the source of this 1594-nucleotide messenger RNA. RefSeq names its product interferon-induced, double-stranded RNA-activated protein kinase. Gene Ontology annotation, molecular function: protein kinase activity; ATP binding. The transcript is spliced from 15 exons. Gene Ontology annotation, biological process: protein phosphorylation. The coding region runs from base 1 to 1590 and encodes 529 amino acids. The record is from RefSeq and is a predicted model, not a curated record. NCBI's taxonomy places the organism in Eukaryota, Metazoa, Chordata, Actinopteri, Cyprinodontiformes, Rivulidae.
AUGGAGAACGCUCACGCUACUGUCACGCGCCCAUUUUCCGGAUUUUAUCAAACCUGCAGCGUCAUCACGAUGGCUGUGAACCCAGUUUCUGAGCUGCAAGAACGUGCGCAGAGAAACGGUCUGAGUCUGGUUUAUGAGUUUCUGAGCUCAGAGGGACUGGACCACAACCAAACGUUCUCCAUGAGGGUUGUUUUGGAUGGUAAAGAAUAUCCCAGUGGGGUGGGGAAAAGCAAGAAGGAUGCCAAAAGAGAUGCAGCUCAGAACGCCCUGAAGUGUCUGGACGGGCGUCAGGAUUCAGCAGACAUAUCAGCAGGAGCAUCCGCCUCAGUUAGUAAGCCAACUAUCAACUACAUCUGUUGGCUCAAUAAUUAUAGUCAGACGAACCUGGUGAGUGUAAAGCCGGAGGAGAUAAUCAAACCUGGACCCUACAACGAGUCUUAUUGGUGUAGGUUUGUGGUUGGCGACAAGGAAUAUCCGAAGGUUUGUGGAAAAACAAGGAGAGAAGCCAAGGAGAAUGCAGCCAAGCUGGUGCAUGAUACGAUAACAGGGACUAUAACUGCAGAUUGUAAAAUGUUGUUUGUUUGUCACAGUUCAAUGACAAGAAGCCUGAGCAUUGUGGACAGUAGCUUCACAGCAGCAAAGUUUAUUAGUAUUGUCACCAACUAUUGCCAGAAUACAAAACACCGUCUUUCAUAUUUAGAAGUAGCAAAAAGUGGUCCCUCUCAUAAUCCCCAAUUUUCCUACAAAUUAUUAAUCGACCAGAAGGAAUACCCUGUAGCUCAAGGGAGGAGCAUCAAAGAAGCCAAAGAAAAUGCAGCAAGACUGGCCUGGUCCGCUAUCCAGGAGCAGUCAGAUUACGACAGCAAGGUGUCGGUCAAAUCCACAGUGUCUGAAGAUGAGGCAACGUCGACCUCGUCGGCUACACUGGAAACUGCUGAGUCAGCAUCACAAAACGUGCAAAAUAGCACAAGUGACUCCAUAAUAUUUGCUGAUUCAUCAAAGCCCUCAAAGCCCCAGAAGUCCUCGGCAACAGAGUUGGAAGAGAAAACAUCUAGACUCUCAUCUAAUUCAUUGGAGUCCUCUGAGCCGCCUACGAGCCAAACAACUGAUUCAGGGAUGACCUCAGACCCACCUGAAGAAUUUAAAGACCAGCCUCCCAACAUCAUGUUCGGAAAAGAUGAAAAGGUGAAGAUUGGAGACUUUGGAUUGGUCACCAUCGACACCAACGUCGGCGAUGAAAACCUGAUAGAUAGAACUCAAGGACCAGGAACCAAAUCCUACAUGGCUCCAGAGCAGAAGGAGAGUGAAUAUGACCGGAAGGUGGACAUGUUUGCUUUGGGUUUGAUCCUCUUUGAGCUCCUGUGGAAUAUUUCCGCUGUGACCUACCACGAAAGAGCAAAGAUCUGGGAGGACUUAAGAAGCAAGAAGUUUCCCGAAGAGUUUUCAAAAGUUUUUCCCCGAGAGUACAUGAUAAUUAACUCUUUGCUGUGUAAGAACCCGAAUGAUCGACAGGAAGCAACUGACCUGAAGUCUGAGCUGAAAAAGUUAAACAAACAAGAACGCCCUAAUCGUGAAAAUCGCACCGUCUGAAUGU